CAGAAGGCUAGCUUGGAUUUGCACUCGGCGCGACCUAGAGGGCAGGGCGGUCAUGUUCAAGGGGCGGGGGCUCUGGCCAAGGGCCUGGCUGGGGCGGGCCAGCCGGCGGGGCAUUUAAACCUCAGCCGAUGCUCAGCUCUGCACCCUCCGUGGUCCCCGCUUCGUCCCAGCUUCGCGUAUCUGCCCCAACAAGAUGCGGUCUUCCCUGGCUCCGGGUGUCUGGUUCCUCCGUGCCUUCUCUAGGGACAGCUGGUUUCGUGGCUUCAUCCUGCUGCUCACCUUCCUCAUUUAUGCCUGUUAUCACAUGUCCAGAAAGCCCAUCAGCAUUGUUAAGAGCCGCCUGCACCAGAACUGUUCAGAUAUGGUCAGACCCGAUAAUGACACCCACGAUCUCAAUGAUACCACCUGGUGUAGCUGGAGUCCAUUUGACAAAGAUGACUACAAGGAGUUACUGGGAGCUGUGGACAAUGCUUUCCUAGUGGCUUAUGCCAUUGGCAUGUUUAUUAGUGGAAUCUUUGGGGAGCGGCUGCCCCUCCGUUACUACCUUUCAGCUGGAAUGGUGCUAAGUGGCCUGUUCACUUCCCUCUUUGGCCUCGGGUACUUCUGGGAUAUCCAUAUGCUCUGGUACUUUGUGCUCAUCCAGAUCUGCAACGGACUUGUUCAGACUACAGGCUGGCCGUCUGUGGUGACCUGUGUUGGCAACUGGUUUGGGAAGGGAAAGCGGGGGUUCAUCAUGGGCAUCUGGAAUUCCCACACAUCCGUGGGCAACAUUCUGGGCUCCCUGAUCGCUGGAGUCUGGGUAAACGAGCAGUGGGGCCUGUCCUUCAUCGUGCCUGGUGUUAUCACCGCUGUCAUGGGCAUCAUCACCUUCCUCUUUCUCAUUGAAUAUCCAGAAGAUGUGGACUGCACCCCUCCUCAGCACCAUGAUGACCUGGAGAAGGAACAGGACAACCCUGAGGAUCCUGUGAAUAAUCCCUACCCCAGCAGGGACAGUAAUGUGGACAUUACAGCCAGCUCCUCCAAGGAACAGAGCCAUGAGCCUGAAGCCAUCAGUUUCCUGGGGGCACUCAAAAUCCCGGGUGUGAUCGAGUUCUCUCUGUGUCUGCUCUUUGCCAAGUUGGUCAGCUACACCUUUCUCUACUGGCUGCCCCUGUACAUCUUCAAUGUAGCUCACUUUAGUGCCAAGGAGGCCGGGGACCUAUCCACGCUCUUUGACGUUGGUGGCAUCAUAGGUGGCAUCGUGGCAGGGCUCAUCAGCGACUACACCAAUGGCAGGGCCACCACCUGCUGCAUCAUGCUGAUCUUGGCUGCUCCCAUGAUGUUCCUGUACAACUACAUUGGCCAGAACGGGAUAACCAGCUCCAUAGUGAUGUUAAUUAUCUGUGGAGUCCUCGUUAAUGGCCCCUAUGCACUCAUCACCACAGCGGUCUCUGCUGACCUGGGCACACAUGAGAGCCUGCAGGGUAACGCCAAGGCCCUCUCCACUGUCACAGCCAUCAUCGACGGCACCGGCUCCAUAGGUGCUGCUCUGGGGCCCCUGCUGGCUGGGCUCAUUUCCCCCACGGGCUGGAACAAUGUCUUCUACAUGCUCAUCUCUGCUGACAUCCUGGCUUGCUUGCUCCUCUGCAGGCUGGUAUACAAAGAGAUCCUGGCCUGGAAGAUGUCCCGGAGCAGAAGCAGCGGCUCUAGUCUGGCCCUAACCCACCCGCGAUAGUAUUUUCCUCAAGUCCCAUGACUUCUGUAUAAACAAAUAUGAGGCCUCAGUUGAAGAGCGACAUGGAGGGUCCCUGUUGGGUACCCAACGUGCUCCCUAUGAGCAAGAGAAUGGAAACCUCCAUCACAGAGGGCCAGCCCAAACCCACACUGCCACUAAAGGUACAGAAGACUCUCUGGGAAGGGACUGCUGAGCACCAAGCAUGGGAAAACGGAAGUUGGAAGGCCUCAGCUCUGAGAGCUGCAAUCAGAAAGC
Molecule: messenger RNA, 1969 nt
Organism: Acomys russatus (golden spiny mouse)
Lineage: Eukaryota; Metazoa; Chordata; Mammalia; Rodentia; Muridae
Gene: Slc37a2
Product: solute carrier family 37 member 2
Exons: 19
Coding region: 194-1714 (506 amino acids)
Biological process (GO): glucose-6-phosphate transport; phosphate ion transmembrane transport
Cellular component (GO): endoplasmic reticulum membrane
Molecular function (GO): glucose 6-phosphate:phosphate antiporter activity
Source: RefSeq, a predicted model, not a curated record